AUGGACCAAGAAUCCGUACCCACACUAAUGGAUUUUGCUGCAAAGAGUCUGCUGAGUAAUGAGCCUAUAGCUAUCCAGUCAUUGGAAGUUCUCCCUAAACAACUCUACAUUCCACUCUUUAAGAAUGCUUUCUUAGGAAGGCAUAAGAAAGUGCUAAAUGCAAUGGUGAGAGUUUGGCCUUUUCACUGCCUGCACAUCGGGACACUGGAUAUACAAGAACCACCUUAUGAAAUAUUGGAAGCCAUAUUGGAUGGUCUUCAGUUCCUACCUAUCCAGAACACUUCCUCAGGGGGCCCAAAACUGAGGAUCUUGGAUCUAAGGCAGUCUCAGGACUGUGGAAUAACAUGCUAUUAUGGAUUCCAACAGAAAUUGUGUUCACACUCCUGUGUUAAUUCUCAGAACUCCAUUUUGAAAAUAGAAGAAGUUCAGCAUAGGGGUAUGGUCAGUGAAACAGUCACUUCUGAGUCUGCAUCGUCCUGGAAGCCCAUCGAAUUAUUAGUCAACCUUUCCUUCAACUCUAAUUUGAGAACAAAGCAAUUUCUUCUUUUACUUAAGAGUAAGAUUGAGCAGAGUUUUGGGUCCUUGCACCUCUGCUGCAGAUAUUUGCAAAUUAAUCACAUUUCUAUGUAUACCAGUAACCUACAGAUCCUGGAUCCAGCAUGCGUUGAUCAUCUAGAAGUGAACCGGGUUCACCUGAGUAAAAUCAUCACCCUUUUUCCUCAGUUGAUUCACCUAAACAGACUUAUGCUGUCUAGUAUUCCCUUUCAGUCCUGUAAUGGGUCAAACUUUGAAACCUUUCUCACCUGGCUUGGGAAGUUGGACAUGCUUCAGGAGCUCAGCGUUUCUUUUUUCUCCCUGACUGAUCAACUGCACAAAGCGCUCAGCAUCCUGCAGAGUUAUGCUCAUUUGAAUUCACUGAGGCUCCCAUUCUGUCAACUUUCUAACAAAGACCUCACUGUGCUCUCACAGAGCGAUCUGGUCACCCAUUUAACACGACUAGAUCUGAGCAGCAACCAGAUAUUCUGGAGAGGUUAUGAACCCUUUCUGGCUCUGCUGGUGAGAGUUUCUGGAACCUUGCAACAUUUGGAGAUAAACAACUGCAAAAUCACCGAUUCUGAGCUCUCUGCUAUCCUCCCAGCCCUGAGCCACUGUUCUCAUCUCCGUGUCUUGAGCUUGGCCUACAAUUCCCUGACAAUGGCUGCCCUCGUGAAUCUUUUGAAAAGUUUAAUAGCCUUGUCAAAUCUGAGGCGUGUCGUUUACCCUGUACCUCUCCAUUGCUAUGAACUUGGAAGAAUUGAAGGCCAUUUGGAUCGAAAUAAACUCGCUGAAGCUAAAGCUCAUUUGAACUUGGUGCUACAGAUGGCACAGCGGAAUGAUAUAUACUGGACCAUUUUAUAA
Messenger RNA from Suncus etruscus (white-toothed pygmy shrew), 1398 nucleotides. RefSeq names its product melanoma antigen preferentially expressed in tumors-like. The transcript is spliced from 3 exons. The record is from RefSeq and is a predicted model, not a curated record. Gene Ontology annotation, molecular function: protein binding. NCBI's taxonomy places the organism in Eukaryota, Metazoa, Chordata, Mammalia, Eulipotyphla, Soricidae. The coding region runs from base 1 to 1398 and encodes 465 amino acids. Gene Ontology annotation, cellular component: cytoplasm.